This is a messenger RNA of Blastomyces dermatitidis ER-3, 1782 nucleotides long. RefSeq names its product COPII vesicles protein Yip3. The record is from RefSeq and is a predicted model, not a curated record. NCBI's taxonomy places the organism in Eukaryota, Fungi, Ascomycota, Eurotiomycetes, Onygenales, Ajellomycetaceae. Gene Ontology annotation, cellular component: Golgi apparatus. The coding region runs from base 1 to 1782 and encodes 593 amino acids. The transcript is spliced from 2 exons.
AUGGCCCGUCUUCAAAUUCCGCUUGACGCCUUGACUUCGCGCCUCAACCUGUCCGACAGGUUUGCGGGAGUUCGCGCCCAGUCUCUCACUUCCCGCUUCUCCAAUCUCAGACCAAUCUCUGAAUUUUUGGAUAUUAAGAGGGUUUCCAAGCCUGCCAACUUCAGUGAAGUCCAGAGCCGUGUCAAUUACAACUUGAGCUACUUCUCCAGCAACUAUGCCGCCGUCUUUAUCAUGCUCAGCAUAUACAGUCUACUCACGAACCUCAUACUCCUCUUCGUCAUUCUCCUUGCCAUUGGCGGCUCAUACGGAAUCGGUAGGCUGGAGGGGCGGGAUUUGGAAGUCGCCGGCUUCCGUGCUACAACAUCGCAACUAUACACCACGUCUCUGGGCUUCCCCACUAUCAACUGCGCUUUGGCUCAUUGGGGCGACUGGAGUGACUGUUUUGGGCCACGCUUCGUUUAUGGACAAACCAAUCGAGAAUGCUUUUUCAGAGGAGGCGGUCUAGAUGGUCGGCCGCGAACUCCUUACGAUUCGCCCCUAUGGGGAAGACCAUCAGGGGCACGAGUGGGGAGAUCGAAAAAGGAGGGUUGGCCGGAGCAGCUGGAGGAGUCUGUUCGGAUAGAACAGCUGGGUAUUGACGACUAUGACGAUGACGAAGACGAUGAAAACGAAGGUGUUCUCUUAGGGCCGCCGUUCGAUCCAGGCCGGUUUCAUAACAGUAAUAUGCGCCCAAUGUGCCCUGGUACGUAUCCUGGUGUGCGCCGAAAAGGAAAUAAUUAUGAUUUUGACGACGAUGAAGUUUGUGGGGAGGAGUACUCGAGCGGUGACGAUGACCAAAGCGAACAUGGUCUUGUUGGAGAGGACCCCAAUAGUACAAUGGCCUAUGCUAUGCAGCUGGCACGGCGGGAUCAGCAGGCAAUGCUCGUCGAGCGGGCCUUGGGCAAAAUAAGGCGAGCGCAAAUGCAAGGGCAAACAAAGGUCAUGCUUUCGCAGCGGGAACUUGAUGCAUUGGAAAAGAAGAGGCAGCAGGAUGGCAAGGUCAACGGUUCUAAACCGAAGGACAGUAGUGGGCAACCAGUCAUCGAGAACAAACCUAUAGCAUCGGAUAAACGAAUACCGGGUGGAUAUGCUUCUUCCACUGGUUCUCCCAGAUUCCGUUCGCCGACUGUUGAACCCUCGAGCCCUUCCUCACAGAAGCCUCGUUCGCGUGCACCCUCGAUAAAAUCAAGCAGGAUGUCACAUCAUAUGGAUGCAUCACCUCGUAACCAACAUCCACCGAUGUACCCGCAGCCCCUUCCAUAUUUCGUUCCGCAAGAGCCAACUGUUCGGCCAGGUUCCUCUUCAUACCAAUCAAACCCGCGUUCUGGCUCCAGCUCGAACAACCAUUCAGCAUAUCCACCCCAUCACCAUCCCUCGCCCUAUUAUACAUAUCCCUUGCCUGCCACAGAUACCCGCUACGGGUAUUCGACGCAUACCCACCGAAGCGCCCCACCGCCACAUAUAGACGCGACCUACCAACCCAUCUAUCGCGCUAUGUCUGGCGACUCGUACAUGAUAAACCACUCAUCCUCCGAUCCUUUCAUUGUGCAGCAUGCUUCGCGCCUCUGCGAGUCUCCGCGAUCCAUGCGCAGGAGCAGCGGGAGCAGUAGCAGUGGCGACAAUGGUGUGCACAACAUUUCUGUGGCUGAGAGCCCGAGCGUGCCAGUAGGGUCUGAGAAGAAAGUCUCAAGUGGUAGUGGUAGCGGUCACGGGCGUAUCCGCCGUCGAAAGCGUCGUCAUUAA